Molecule: messenger RNA, 2073 nt
Organism: Helianthus annuus (common sunflower)
Lineage: Eukaryota; Viridiplantae; Streptophyta; Magnoliopsida; Asterales; Asteraceae
Product: MLO-like protein 1
Exons: 14
Coding region: 250-1737 (495 amino acids)
Biological process (GO): defense response
Cellular component (GO): membrane
Source: RefSeq, a predicted model, not a curated record
GUGAUUGUUUUCACACCUCCCCUUCACAUAUUCACGCGUUCUAGAGCCUCCCAACAUUUCAGUUUCCACCUCCCUAUAUACUCUACUCUCUUCAUCUACCACCACACCACACCCACCUUAUAAAGUAGCAAAACCCCUAAAUUAGCCCUACAUCUUGCAUACCCAUCAAGACUUACUUACUGAUAACGAUGUCUUUGUAAGAAAGAUCGAUUUUUUAACCUUACCCAGAUCGUAAUUUUGGGUGUUUUCAUGGCGGGUGGUGAAGGUGAAGGUACUUCUUUAGAGUUUACACCCACAUGGGUUGUGGCUGCCGUUUGUACUGUUAUUGUUGGGAUCUCUCUUGCUGUUGAACGCCUGCUUCAUUAUACUGGAAAGAAAUUGAAGAAGGCUGGUCAAAAGCCACUCUUUGAAGCCUUGCAAAAGAUUAAAGAGGAGUUGAUGCUUUUGGGAUUUAUUUCUCUUUUAUUAACUGUUUUCCAAUCAAGAAUUGUCAAGAUUUGUGUAAAGGAGAGUAUAACGGAACACCUUCUUCCAUGCUCACUGCAUGAUAAAGAAGAGGCGUUAAACCCUAAACCCGAGGGUACUUCUCAUGUUCGUCAUUUACUCGCAGAAGAAGCAGUGGCUGUCGGCUAUUGUGCUGCGAAGGGAAAGGUCCCACUUCUAUCUCUUGAGGCUUUGCAUCAUCUACACAUAUUUAUUUUCGUUCUAGCCGUCGUGCACGUGACGUUUUCUGUCCUCACCGUUGUAUUUGGAGGCGCUAAGAUACGGCAAUGGAAGCAUUGGGAAGAAUCUAUCACAAAAGAUAACUUUGAUCACUCACAAGUUUUUAUUAAGUCGUCGAAAUUCACAAAUGUAAAAGAGCAUGACUUUAUUAGGAACCGUUUUGUUGGUAUUGGCAAAGGCUCAGCGAUUCGAGGCUGGAUACAUUCCUUCUGCAAGCAAUUCUAUGGAUCUGUCACAAAGACAGAUUAUGUAGCACUGCGUUUGGGAUUUAUUACGACCCAUUGCAAGGCAAACCCGAAGUUCAAUUUUCACAAAUACAUGAUACGUGCUCUGGAAGAUGAUUUUAAAAAAGUGGUUGGAAUCAGCUGGUAUCUGUGGGUCUUCGUUGUCAUAUUCUUGUUGCUGAACGUUAAUGGCUGGCAUACAUAUUUUUGGAUAGCUUUCGUUCCGUUCAUCCUUCUACUUGCCGUGGGAACAAAGCUAGAGCACAUAAUAAUUCAGUUAGCUCAUGAGGUUGCUGAGAAACAUAUAGCCAUAGAAGGCGAUUUAGUUGUGCAACCAUCGGAUGAUCAUUUUUGGUUUCACCGCCCCAAAAUUGUGCUUUUUCUCAUACAUUUCAUCCUCUUUCAAAAUGCAUUUGAGAUCGCAUUCUUCUUCUGGAUUUGGGUUCAAUAUGGCUUUGACUCGUGCAUAAUGGGACAAGUGCGCUAUAUUAUCCCUCGGCUCAUUAUUGGGGUGUUUAUUCAGGUUCUGUGCAGUUACAGCACUCUACCACUUUACGCCCUUGUGACACAGAUGGGGACCAAUUUCAAGAAAGCAAUAUUUGAAGACCAUAUACAGGCCAAAGUUGUGGGCUGGGCUCUAAAUGUCAAGAAAAAGAUGGCCAAUAACGGUGGGACCAAUGGCUCGAGCCAUGAUGGUUCAACUGCCACCACUUCUGCCACUACUGCUGCUGCCACAUCUGCUUUUAAGACCAUUCAACUUGGUAAAAUUAAUCAGAGCCAGCAGUCGUGAGCUUGCGGCGGUUCAUAUUGAUGCAUAUGUUAAUAUACUACGGUAGUAGCUGAAGAAGAAGUCCAAUCUUGAACCUCGUUUUGCUAUGGUGCGAUGAUAGUAAUCGUGAUAUAACAAGUUUUUGUUUGGAUGAGCAAAAUGGUUUUGAAUUUGUAACUAUUGGAGGUUUUAUUGGUGAUAUUUGAAGUAAAUGCUUGGUUGGUAAAUCAAUUUUUGCUUUAGAUUGUGUUUUGUUAUGAUUGAAGUCACUUUUAAAAAUACAUAGAAAAUGACAUGACUGAGUUCUGUAAAUGGGUGGUUCUGAUUUGGGGAUAUGAUAGGCUCAAUUUAAUAUUU